Molecule: messenger RNA, 2746 nt
Organism: Gambusia affinis (western mosquitofish)
Lineage: Eukaryota; Metazoa; Chordata; Actinopteri; Cyprinodontiformes; Poeciliidae
Gene: tceanc2
Product: transcription elongation factor A (SII) N-terminal and central domain containing 2
Exons: 5
Coding region: 56-679 (207 amino acids)
Biological process (GO): DNA-templated transcription
Cellular component (GO): nucleus
Source: RefSeq, a predicted model, not a curated record
UUUUCCUCAAGUACCUGAAGGCAACAUAAUUUCUGUUACAAACAGACUUCCGUCGAUGGACAAGUUUGUCGUUCGGCUUUCCAAGGGAGAAACACCCAAACAACAGAAGAGCGACGAGAGAGUUUACAAACAAGCUACAAUUGAGUCUUUACGGAGGGUAGUUGUGAUUGAGGACAUCCUACGUUACAAGUCGACGCUAGAACUGCCGGAUCAGAGCAAGGAGAACUUGAUGAACGCCCUGACUGAGCUGAGCAAGAAGAUCCCAUCCAAAGAAGUGCUCAGGUCCACUAAAAUAGGUCACACUGUCAACAAAGUACGGAAGCAUCCAGAUCCUGAGGUGAGUUCUCUGGCUGCAAAAGUUUACACUGACUGGAGGACUUUCAUUGAGGAGAAUUCAAAUAAGCCGUCUAUUGAAGUGCGCUCCGAUAAACAGUCUGAAGGGCUCAGGAGCAAUGCUAGGAGAAUGCUGUCUGAAGCACUGGAGGUCAAGGAGGACUCUGGUCUGAUAGACAACAUAGAGAGAGAAGUUUUUCACCAGAGCUCCCGGUUAGUCAGCAGCUCAUACAGACGGACUAUCAGGGCGCUGGUGUUCGCCUUCAAACACAACCCUGACGUCAGGAGUGAAGUAAAGGACGGCAAAAUAUCAGUCAGCCAGCUGGUUUCUAAAUACAAAAAAUAAGUGAACGCAAGUUGGACUGUGACUCGAACCUAUUAUGAAAGAGAUUUUAAUACCUGUGAAUUGUUUAAAAUUUAUUUUUAGUCUUUAAUCGUGUUCUUUUUUUGGCUGAGAAAAUACAAAAUAUUUUUGUAUUUUGAGGUGCAUCAGUAAAUGUACGCUGUUUUAUGAGUGAAUGCUCUAAUUUUUUAAAUAUUUAAAGCAUACCUCCACUUACACAAUACUGUACCAUAUGUCAUUAAUUUUGUUUUUAAACUGAAUGAAGAAAAUGUCAAUUAAAUACAAAAUUCAAUGAUGAAAUUUGGAUUGUAGGUUUGGACACACCUUCUAAUUGAGUUCAAUUAGAAGGUGUGUCCAAACUUUUGGUCUGUACUGUACAUAUUUCAUAAUUUUUAAUAUUUUGUUUUUUUAUAGUGUUGCCUUACAGGUUUUUGCAGUAAAGGUUUAUUCACCAAUUAUUUAGCACAGCGGUGCCCAAAUGUAGUCCUUGAUGGCUAUCCUGCAACUUUUAGUUACAUCCCUUCUCAAACACACCUAAAUUUAAUGAACGGCUCAUUAAGGGGCAUAUGCAGAGCAGAAUGACCGAAUAUGAGGUAUUUCAGUCAUUUAAGUCAGGUAUGAGAAAGAAUGCAUCUUAAAGUUGCAGGAUAGUAGCUCUUGACUUGGUCACUACUGUUGUAGCACAUAAAUAGCUCUGCAAUACUACUUCUGGAAGAUAAAUUGUAUCUAACACUUGUGAUCCUUUAUAUGAGUUCAAUAAGUUUCCCAAGGACACUUUAUCAUGACAAAUGGGGAAAAACGGAUCAAACUUCUUUGUGGAUUCACCUCUUACCAGUUUAACUUUGUCUGAAAAUUAAAAAUCUUGAAAAUACAAAAACAAACAAACACUGUGUCUCAAAUACACACACACACACACACACACACACACACACACACACACACACACACACACACACACACAAACACCUGCUAAAAUAAGGUGUAAAAACAGGACUGUAAUAAAUAAUUACAGAAUAUAUCAUUUUCUAACAUGAUAUAUUCUGUACCAUUCAGUUGGAAAAACAAAUUUAUCAGAGGGGAAACACACACACACACACUAAAAAGUCUGGUUGCAUAAAUGCCCUUUAGCCAGUAUUUUUUGCUAAGCCACCUUUUGAUUUAGUUUCAGCAUUUAAUCUUGAGUUCAGCUGGUUUGCAAGACCUUAGUAUGAAAGUUUAUAAUCUCCUCAAACCUUGUGGAAGAAUGUGUCAAGCUAAACGAAGUGUGAACCUGAACUUUUCAAAAGGCCUGACUGGUCAAGAUCUCUGUAAUUCACUGUACCAGAAUAAUUAAAAAGUAGUUAGUAAAAUGUCUUCUCAGAUUUUUUUUGGUUAUUAUUACAAUGUCUUACACAUGUCACUUGAAGAAAAUGCAAAAUAGACGAUGUUUUAUAUUAUAUUUAAUAGCAAAACAUUUUCAUAAAACGUUACAAAAACAAAAAUAAACUAAAAACAUCAUGUUUUCAUCCCCCAAGGAACUCUUACAAAACAAUCUUAUGUUUUUCAAUGUCUAAGUCAGAAAGUAGCUAGAAAAAAUGUUUUAAGAGUUAUCACGCUGCUAAAAAAAUGAUACACAGUACAACAACCACAUUUUAUAAAUUAACUAAUUAGCUUCUAGAAAGCCACAUUACAUAUUUAGUUGCCAAAGCACUAAAGUAGCAUCCCCAGUACAACUUGAAUCACAUUCAUAGAUGCAAGAUGUAUAGAACACCUUACAUAGCUGGCAGUUCCUUUAUGUAAAUUUUAAAAAUUUAUGUACAAAACAAUCAAAAGUACAAAAUGUUUGUAAAUUAAUCUGCACUGAGUUUGAAGUUAAAUUUUUUGUUAGUAGAACUUGGUUUAUUAUGACACAUUCAGAAAAGUUUACUGGUGCACAUUACCUGCAAUUCAUUGCACACUUCUGUGUGCAAAGCAUUGCAGGUAACCUUCUGUAUUUAGAGAGCAGUGUCAAUGCUAUGUGAAAACAUAAAAUUAUGCUUUCUUUUCAAUUUUGUAUGUUUUUUUUUUUCUAUAAAAAUUAAUUGAGACUAA